This is a messenger RNA of Marmota flaviventris (yellow-bellied marmot), 948 nucleotides long. RefSeq names its product olfactory receptor 7A10-like. Gene Ontology annotation, biological process: G protein-coupled receptor signaling pathway. Lineage: Eukaryota; Metazoa; Chordata; Mammalia; Rodentia; Sciuridae. The record is from RefSeq and is a predicted model, not a curated record. Gene Ontology annotation, cellular component: membrane. Gene Ontology annotation, molecular function: G protein-coupled receptor activity; olfactory receptor activity.
AUGGAACCACAAAACGACACACAGAUUUUGGAAUUCCUUCUUCUGGGAUUUUCAGAGGACCCAGAACUGCAGCCCCUCAUCUUUGGCCUUUUCCUGUCCAUGUACCUGGUCACUGUGCUGGGAAACCUCCUCAUCAUCCUGGCCACCAUCUCAGACUCCCACCUGCACACGCCCAUGUACUUCUUCCUCUCCAACCUGUCCUUUGUGGACAUCUGCUUCACCUCCACCACCAUCCCCAAGAUGCUGGUGAACAUCCAGACCCAGAGAAAGGCCAUAAGGUAUGAAGGCUGCAUCAUACAAAUUUAUUUUUUCACAUUACUUGUAGGGUUGGACAACUUCCUUUUGACCGUGAUGGCCUAUGACCGGUAUGUGGCCAUCUGUCACCCCCUGCACUACAUGAUCAUCAUGAAGCCCCAGUUCUGUGUGUUGCUGGUUCUGGCAUCCUGGAUCACAAGUGCCCUAAAUUCUUUACUGCAGAGCUUAAUGGUGUUGAAACUAUCCUUCUGCACAGACAUGGAAAUCCCCCACUUUUUCUGUGAACCUAAUCAGUUGGUUCACCUUGCCUGUUCUGACACUUUCUUAAAUAAUAUGAUGCUCUAUUUUGUAGCUGGGUUGCUGGGUGGUGGAUCUCUUGCUGGUAUCCUUUACUCUUAUGCUAAGAUAGUGUCCUCCAUCCGUGCAAUCUCAUCAGCUCAGGGCAGGUACAAAGCCUUCUCCACCUGUGCAUCUCACCUGUCUGUGGUCUCCUUAUUUUAUUGCACACUCCUGGGAGUGUACCUCAGUUCUGCCGUGAUCCAGAAUGCACACUCCAGUGCAACAGCCUCCGUGAUGUACAGUGUGGUCACCCCCAUGCUGAACCCCUUCAUCUACAGUCUGAGGAAUAAAGACAUCAAGAGCGUUCUGAAAACACUCUUUGAGAGAGAAACUCUAAAAACUCUUGCAUCUUAA